Molecule: messenger RNA, 779 nt
Organism: Paramuricea clavata
Lineage: Eukaryota; Metazoa; Cnidaria; Anthozoa; Malacalcyonacea; Plexauridae
Source: the annotation of a GenBank genome assembly
AUGUCAGGUGGUGUUACCGCUCACUUUACGAAUGUUAUUUUGCAACCAUUCUCAAGUCAUGUUACGCCCCAACCCGAUGGUACGUAGAUAAUUUAAACAAUGGCUUUUUGUUGUAAAUAGAGCUAGGUUUAAAAUGUACUGUAUGUGGUCCUUUUAAUCUAUUCAUUGCGGUACUCAAACGAAGUUAGGCAUUGCUUUAUAUUCGUUGCGUAAGUUUGUUAGUCUGUUAGUUUGUGAUUUUGUUCAAAAUCAUAAGGUUUUGGUAUUUAUUCAAAAAUAUUAUGUCUUCGCGCUUGUGGUUCACUUGUUUUGCGCAUGAUCCAGGGCACCGCACUGUGGUACUAUGUCUAUAACUUAAAAUACUUUCAUGCAUUGUUGCAGUCAGUAUCUUAGGAGGUGUUAUGGGUGGGCUGGGUGACAGAGGGCACUUUAAUGAAGGGUGCUCUUUUGACAUUAGUCCCCCAUUGCUUUCUAGUUUCUACACCCCUAAUUGUUGUUUUUAUGUAGAAUAUCAUGGUUCUGUUGAUAGUAUUUCUGUUGUGUAGUUAGCCAUGAUUGUAUUUCUAUGUAGGAUAUUGUUGUCGACUUGUCGUGCUGAUUGAACUUUCUUUCUGUUUAUAGGGUAUCGUUGUCCUGCUGACGAUAAGGGUGAUGAUGAUGAUGACGAUAACACUGUCCCAAUUGCAGUCGGUGCCGCUCUUGGGGGGCUGGUACUCAUUGUUCUAGUCGCAUAUAUAAUUGGAAGGCGCCGUUCUAACCGAGGCUAUGAACAAGUUUAA